AUAGGAGAUGUGGGGAAGGAUCACGUGUUUCUUGCUGGGGACACCGAUUUUAGGGUUUGCUGAUAUGAAAGCAAAUCCCUUUUAACGAAAGACUUUAUCUCUAAUUGCCCGAGCUAAAGAGAGAUCAAAGAGAGGACAAAACCUUGAACUUUGAUUCACUUUAGAUCUGUACUGUAUAGUAAACGUUGUCUGAAAUUGACGAAGAAACAAAAGAAAUGAGGAGGAAGAAAAUGUGUGAAUGUGAGUUAAAUCGUAUUUAAAUACUAAGGACAACAUUUCCUUUUUCCUUUCGUUUUCAACUGCAAUUUUUUCCUUUUCUUGCAAACCAAACCCCAUAAAAGUAAAUGGAUUUAGUUAUCACCCCCCGUUUAAGUUAGGGUUCUUCAAUCCUUUUGGGGGUUUUCGGCUUAAUUCCCAAACUUGAGCAUCAUCAAUGGGUCGCUCUCGAGGGAACGAAGACCCUACUCAGAGAACGAGGAAAAUGUGAAAUGCGCUUGAACCCUUAAAUCAAGAAAUUUAAUUGGAACAAGGCACAACAAUCAAUUUCUCCGUUGAUGGGAAUGUUCAUUGUUUUCUGGAUGAGAACGCCACUAAUCUCGUCUUCUCUUUCUCACAAAUCCAACACUUGGUCUAUCUGCUUCACGCUGAACAGGCUAGCCAAGGUUGUUUACACUCGGGAGUUUCAAACGGAGGUGUCUCAGUCUUUGCCUUGUGGUGGUCCUAUGUUUUCCGGCAACGCGACCACUAUCCUACGCCGGAUGCUCGCAGAGAGGAGAGUUAGCAGCUUUCAGGUGGAGAAUCAGAGAAAGAAAGAUAAGCUGGAUAAGACACUAAAGGGUCUCUGUGUUACUGGGAGGUUGAAAGAUGCUGUUGGGCUAUUGUGGCGUAGCUGGUGGUUGCAAGUCCAGCCUCAGACUUACGCUGUGUUGUUGCAGGAAUGUAAACAAAGGAAGGAAUAUACAAAAGGGAAAAGGAUACAUGCUCAGAUGGUGGUUGUAGGAUUUGCUCCCAAUGAGUAUUUGAAAGUCAAGUUGUUGAUCCUGUACGCCUUAUCAGGUUGUUUGCAAUGUAUUCAAACUGCUGGGAUUCUCUUUCGUUGUUUGCAAUGUAAGGGGGAUUUGAUUCCCUGGAACGCCAUGAUAUCUGGGUAUGUGCAAAAGCGUAUGGAGCAAGAAGGGCUUUAUAUUUACUAUGAUAUGAGACACAACAGAAUAGUUCCGGACCAGUAUACAUUUGCUUCAGUGUUUAGAGCUUGUUCUGCGUUAGCAUCCCUGGAACACGGAAUGAGAGCCCACGCUGUGAUGAUUAAGUGCCAUCAUAUCAAGUCCAACAUUAUAGUCGAUAGUGCCCUUGUUGAUAUGUACUUCAAAUGCAGCAGUUUCUCUGAUGGCCACACAUUAUUUGAUCAGUUGUCCACCAGAAACGUUGUUACAUGGACCUCAUUGAUGUCUGGGUAUGGAUAUCAUGGAAAAGUUUCAGAGGUGUUAAAAUGCUUUGAUAAGAUGAAGGAAGAAGGUUGUAGACCUAAUCCUGUUACAUUUUUGGUGGUUCUCACUGCGUGUAACCAUGGAGGUUUAGUUGAUAAAGCUUGGGAGCAUUUCAAUUCCAUGAAGAGGGAUUACGGGAUUGAACCCGAGGGACAACAACACUAUGCAGCUAUGGUUGAUACAUUAGGGCGUGCUGGUAGGAUUCAAGAAGCGUACGAAUUUGUUAUGAGGUCACCUUGCAAGGAGCAUGCUCCCGUAUGGGGUUCCUUACUUGGGGCUUGCAGGAUUCACGGGAAUGUGAAACUGCUAGAAGUCGCAGCUACAAAGUUUUUGGAGUUGGAUCCAACAAAUGGGGGGAAUUACGUGGUGUUUGCCAAUGGAUAUGCGAGUUGUGGAUUCCUGGAUGCUGCCUCAAAGGUUAGGCGGAGAAUGGAGAAUGCAGGAGUUAGAAAAGAUCCCGGAUAUAGCCAGAUCGAAUUACAAGGGGAAGUUCAUAGAUUCAUGAAGGAUGUACGUCUCACAGACUCUCUGGACAGAUAUAUGAGAUGGUCCAUGAGAUGACUUCAUUCUUUAUGGAUGUUGACUACUAUCCAGAUGACUUACACGCUUGCUGUCCUGUUUGAAACAUGGACUGAUGAUAUCUCGUCUUGUCUUGCAUUGUUUGACCAAAACGACCUUGCAAUUAGCUGAAAGAAAUUUACUUCGAGUGAUGCUAUUUCAGUUUCUCAUAUUAAGCCUGGUAAAGAGAAAAAGGUACACUUUGUGGAGUCAAAUAUCAGGUGGGUAUAGAGAAACUCCAGUGAUAGGCUCUGGCAAAUCUGUCAUGGUUCAGACAAAAGUUUAGGUUUGGACGGGCAUUAACAAAUUGGUUUGUAGAGUGUGAUUUGUAAAUAAGUUAAAAAAUUCAAUACAAUUGAUUCUUUGUAUAAGACAUUGCAGACUAGUAUAGUUUUGGUGGUGGUUAUAUAACUAACCAUAGACAAAAUCAUAUAUUUA
Molecule: messenger RNA, 2483 nt
Organism: Camelina sativa (false flax)
Lineage: Eukaryota; Viridiplantae; Streptophyta; Magnoliopsida; Brassicales; Brassicaceae
Product: pentatricopeptide repeat-containing protein At4g16470-like
Biological process (GO): RNA modification
Molecular function (GO): RNA binding; protein binding
Source: RefSeq, a predicted model, not a curated record